GUGAUGCCCGGGCGCUAUAAAUAGCCCCCCCGCAGCCCGGCCGCCGAGCGUCCGCGGGGAGGCCGGCGUGCCCCGCGCACUGAGUCUCGGCCGCCGCGCCCCGGCCCUGCCCAGCCCCGCGCGAAUGGAGGCGGCGGCAGGACGCUUGCCCGCGGAUGCUGCCUGCCGCUGACUAGCCUGGGAUUUAUGGAGAGGCCCUUGGGGGGCAGUCCUGAGUACUGCCGCGCCCAGCAUCCGCGCCGCACCCGCUGCUGAGGCCCCCGCGCCUCCGGCCUCACCAUUGCCCUCGCCCGCCCAUGGCCCCCGCCGCCUGGCCCGGGGCUGGCUCUGCGGCCUGAGCCCACCGCCCCCCUCCAGGACUCGCUGUACCCCAAUGGGGUAACGUGACGGAGGCCCCGCGUCACCGCCGCCCGCUGUCCCCCUGCGGCCGCUGCCUGCCACCCCCACCCCACGGCGGCCCCAUUGGUUCAGUUUCAAGUUUGUUCUUCCUCUAAUCCUUGGGGGUCUGUGGUCUUGGAGCAGAGGUGGCCCUCUAGCCGUCCACCAAUGCCGAGGGGGUGUCCCCGGCGACAGGCACAGUGCCGGCCACGGCUUCGGCAGCCCGAUUCACUUUGGGCUUUUUAAAGUUUUCUUUGCUGAGUUUUUUUGGUGGUGGUUGUUUUUACUUUUGCACCCUAGUAAUUCUCCAGCUCUGAGAGGCCGGAGCUUGGACUUGGCCCGCUUUACUUCUGGGGGCACUCUUUUGUUCUUUUUGUCUUGUAAAGGGUUGGGUUUUCUUUUUUUUAAUCAUCCACCCGUGAUCCGGGCAGCAUCCUCCCCCCACCCAAGUAUUUGCACAAUAUUUGUGCGGGGUCUGGGGGGGCAGGAUUUUUUUUUUUUUUAAAGCAUUUCUCUCUCUCGGACAAGCGCAGGGAUCUCGUGCUCCUUGGGUUCUGGGGGGUGGUGGGCCUUUCUUGCGUUCACGUCCCCAGCCCCGUCUGCGGGCAGCAGCCAUGGCGCGGAUGAACCGGCCGGCCCCUGUGGAGGUCAGCUACAAGAACAUGCGCUUCCUCAUUACGCACAACCCCACCAACGCCACCCUCAGCAGCUUCAUCGAGGACCUGAAGAAGUACGGGGCCACCACUGUGGUGCGCGUGUGUGAGGUGACCUACGACAAGGCCCCGCUGGAGAAGGACGGCAUCACGGUUGUGGACUGGCCGUUUGAUGAUGGGGCGCCCCCACCUGGCAAAGUGGUGGAGGACUGGCUGAGCCUGCUGAAGAACAAGUUCUGUGAUGACCCUGGCAGCUGCGUGGCUGUGCAUUGCGUGGCCGGCCUGGGGCGGGCUCCAGUCCUCGUGGCGCUGGCCCUCAUCGAGAGUGGGAUGAAGUACGAGGACGCCAUCCAGUUCAUCCGACACUCUUGGGAGAGGAAGAGUCCCCAGAAGCCAUCCAACCCAGCCCAGCAGUGAAAGGAGCCCCCCAGUGCCACCUGCCCCAACUGCCCCAACCCCUCCAGGACAGCCGACACCCCAGGAUCUUUCAGGACUGCCCUUCUGAAGCCCUGGCCCCUGGGCACUCUGUCCCCCAUUCUCGGCCCCCAUGGAGGUCUCCCAACCUCCUCUCCUUGUGGGGAGGGGGCUCCUGUCCGCCACUGCCCCCGGGAAAGGAGCCCCGGCGGAGCAGGGUUCUGGGGUGGCAGCAGGGACAGUGGGGUGGGUGCAGAGGGCCUGAGCCCACCCCAGCCCCCCCAUCGUGAGUGUGUAUGUGCGUGUGUGUGUGUGAGACACGCGCACAGUCCGUGCCUGGGUGUCUUCUUGUGCUGCUCCCCCGACGACAGUUUCCAGGGCACAGCCUUCUCUCUCUCCCAGAGGCAGGCUUGUUUACCAGUCAGGCGGCCAGGCCUGCCUGUGCCCGCGGGAGCUCCGGCCUCCUCGGGACCCUGGCACAUGUGCACACAGCGGGGGCACGGUUCCUCUCCGUGAGCCUGUGUGCAGCUCUGUGCCUUGGCACCCCCCAGACUGGGGGCUGGGCCCAACCUGGUGAUUCAGAGCAGCGCAGGCUUGCUCCUCCCCGGCCCACGCCUCAUUGACCAGAGCCAGUCCACGGCCAUGUCCAAGGUUAUGGGCGGUGGGGACAGAUGACCUCCGGAAGCACCUGGUGGGCAGUGCUAGGUACCCCCCCACCCAGGCACCUGAGGGCCACCUCCCGCCUCCUCUCCUCUCCCUCCCAGCCAGCUGGCAUGCCAGGCUCCAUCCCCGUGGGCUCUGCUUUCUGGGGGUGGCACCCAGGUAAACACGGGGGCCUUGGAGGGUGGGGACCUUGGGGUUGGGGAGGUGAGGUGGUCAGCCUGGAGGAGCCAUAGCCAGGUGACUUGAAGGUCAGCCGCGGUGGCUGCAGUGACUGUGAUUCUGGCGGUAGGAAUGGCCCGGGCAAAGGCCCAGAGGUGGGAGGGCUCUGUGGGUCACGGGGACCCGCUCCAGCCUCUCUGGCCUCUGGGGCCUGCAGCUCCGGGGCAGGGCGUGUGGCCGAGCCUGGGUCCUGCCUGACCCCCCACCCCGGUCCCGUC
Molecule: messenger RNA, 2545 nt
Organism: Cervus elaphus (red deer)
Lineage: Eukaryota; Metazoa; Chordata; Mammalia; Artiodactyla; Cervidae
Gene: PTP4A3
Product: protein tyrosine phosphatase 4A3
Exons: 6
Coding region: 993-1448 (151 amino acids)
Biological process (GO): protein dephosphorylation; endothelial cell migration
Cellular component (GO): nucleus
Molecular function (GO): protein tyrosine phosphatase activity
Source: RefSeq, a predicted model, not a curated record